GAUGUCAUCAAUAAAAUCCCAAUGUUUGAAAGCGCAGGCUUUUCAGCAUUCCACUUAAAUCACUCCUUUUCUUUCUAGAACUAGAACUAGAACAGAUAUUAGCAGUCUCAUCUUAUCCCGCGAGUUUUUUUUUUUACUCCUGAAGUAAUUCUCUACACAAUGUCUUAUGUACCUCCUCACCUGAGAAACUUUUCUGCCGGCAAAACCACCACUCUGAACAGUGACGGCGCCGCCGCCGAUUACUUCUCAUCAAAACUCAGCUCGCAUCAGUCCAGAAUUCAUUGCAAUGGCGAGCUCGACAAGUCCUCGUCCAACGGAUACUCUAAUUCAUCUCGCCGGAGCUCCGUUAAUUACUCGACGGCAUCGAGAACGGCCAUCCCUGACCCUGAGUUUCCCCAAUGGAAGCCUUCCGAACGUGUUCUCCGUCUUAAAUCCGAGCAGAUAGAAGAGAUUCGAUUAAGGCUUAACGUUGAUGUAAAUGUUGCCCCAGGCUCAAGUUCUGCACCUGCACCUAUUGAAUCAUUUCCUGAUAUGUGCUUGCAUCCAAGCAUCAUGAAGGAUAUUGAAAAGCAUGGCUACACUGCACCGACUUCUAUUCAGGCUCAAUCCAUGCCAGUUGCUCUUAGUGGCAGAGAUCUCUUGGGUUGUGCUGAAACUGGUAGUGGGAAGACCGCUGCGUUCAGCAUACCUAUGAUACAGGUUGCGAAUUUCAUGUCCAUGUCAUAUUGCGAAUCUGUCAGUGUGCACUGUUUGGCUCAACAACCUCUUCAACGUGGUGAUGGACCUUUGGCAUUAGUGUUGGCGCCUACGAGAGAGCUUGCGCAACAAAUAGAGAAAGAGGUUACGGCUUUCAGUCUGUCACUGGAUUCCUUUAAGACCGCAAUUGUUGUAGGUGGGACAAACAUUAGUGAACAGAGGUCUGAACUUCGAGCAGGAGUACAUAUAGUGGUUGCUACUCCAGGAAGACUUAUAGAUCAUUUACAGCAAGGAAAUACUUCCCUCUGCAGGAUCUCUUUUGUUGUUUUGGAUGAGGCUGAUAGAAUGCUUGAUAUGGGGUUUGAACCUCAGAUAAGAGAGGUGAUGCGAAAUCUUCCAGAAAAGCAUCAAACACUGCUCUUCAGUGCCACCAUGCCAACAGAAAUUGAAGCAUUGGCACAGGAUUACUUGACUAAUCCGGUGCGGAUAAAAGUUGGAAAAGUUAGCAGCCCGACUGCAAAUGUUUCCCAGAUUUUAGAGAAGGUACCUGAAAAUGAUAAGAUUGACCGACUUUUGGAUUUGUUGGUUGAGGAGGCAGCUCAAUCUGAAAGAUCUGGUCAUCCCUUCCCUUUGACCAUUGUAUUUGUGGAAAGGAAGACGAAGUGUGAUGAAGUAGCAGAAGCUUUAACGCAGCAGGGUUUGCUUGCAACUGCACUUCAUGGUGGUCGUAGCCAAAGUGAAAGAGAGGCCGCCCUUCGUGAUUUCAGACACGGUCCUAUCAAUAUCUUGGUCGCGACUGAUGUUGCGUCUAGGGGAUUGGAUGUCACAGGAGUUGGACAUGUAAUUAACCUAGAUCUCCCAAAGACCAUGGAAGAUUAUGUACACCGGAUUGGAAGGACUGGUCGUGCAGGAUCAACGGGCCGAGCUACUUCAUUUUACACUGAUCGUGAUAUGUAUCUUGUGGCACAAAUACGAAGAGCUAUUGCUGAUAUCGGUUCUGGUAAUGAUGUGACCUUUGCUAUGGGAAAGACUGCUAGAAGAAAGGAGAGAGAGGCUGCAGCUGCCGAAAAAGAAGCAAGGAGUACAUUGUCUAAACUCUCUUUAGUCGAGUCUGCGGUAAAUGUGGAGGAUAAAUAUAGGCACAUGAUUACCCCAGCGAUGAUAAAAAAGGAGGGAGCUGCAGAUGAUGCUUGGGAUGACUGAUGUUUGUUGUGAACAUCUUAUGUGCCUCUAUACUGAUGGAUUGAAGCAGUGGCAAGCCCGUGAAGCUACAAUGUUUGGGUGUGUACAUCUGUAGUGCAAAAAACGUCUAACAUGGAAAAAAAAAGAAACCAGAAAAUAUAUAUAAGGAGCUGCUAGCCUCGACACCCUUUUUGUAUGCUGUAUUGGUGUUUUCACACGUGGUUGUCAAUGAAGGGAACAUUGAGCACAGUUUGACAGGUAUUGAAAGUCAGGCGGGAAAUAGAGUUUCAUUUACGUGCAAAAAAAUGACUUAUGAAAUCUUAAUUCCAUUGUCUAAAAUUUUGUUGUUGAUUUGGUC
Messenger RNA from Nicotiana tabacum (common tobacco), 2236 nucleotides. RefSeq names its product DEAD-box ATP-dependent RNA helicase 20. Gene Ontology annotation, molecular function: nucleic acid binding; ATP binding; RNA helicase activity. The record is from RefSeq and is a predicted model, not a curated record. NCBI's taxonomy places the organism in Eukaryota, Viridiplantae, Streptophyta, Magnoliopsida, Solanales, Solanaceae.